Molecule: messenger RNA, 1406 nt
Organism: Hydra vulgaris (swiftwater hydra)
Lineage: Eukaryota; Metazoa; Cnidaria; Hydrozoa; Anthoathecata; Hydridae
Product: WD repeat-containing protein 25
Molecular function (GO): protein binding
Source: RefSeq, a predicted model, not a curated record
AUGGGACACCCCUUUUGUUUAAAGUUGUUUUCUAUUUAGAUGGUAAAAUACUAUGAAACGUAGUGUAAAUGUAGAGUUGGUUGAUGUUAAACCCUAUGUAUCUAAGCGCUCCAAAGAAUCAUUAAAGACUUCAGAAAGUAAAGAUGAAAAAGAGAUAUACCUACCAGUUACACAUUUCAGUGGUAGUGUGAGGAUAAAAAAUUUACUUCCAGAGAAAUACUUCACAACGAAGAAAGUAUAUGAAAAACCAAUUACUUCAUUAAAAUGGAAUUAUAAAAGCGUCAAUAUUGUUUUAUCUUCUGCCUUAGAUAAAUUUAUUGUACUUUUAGACAAAUCAGAUUCCCAGGUGUUAGAAAAAGCUAGAUUUGCUAUACACGAUGAAGGUAUAAAAGAUGCAAUAUGGACUCAUGGAAUGGAAAACAUAAUUACUGCUAGUUUUGACAAAACAGCCAAGCUUAUAGAUGCUGAAUCAGGGAGUGUUUUAAAAACUUAUACGCACAAAGAUGUAGUAACGAAAGUCAUGAUGCAUCCUACACAGAGUAAUGUGUUUUUAACAGGAACUUCAAAGAUCGGUGUAUUUGCUUGGGAUGCAAGACAAAAAGAGAGCAUUAAGCACUUUAAAGCAACGUUUGGACAAAUCCAGGAUAUGACUUUCAUAUCUGAUAACACAACUCUAAUAACCAGCUCUGAAGUUUUAAAACAAAAUACAUUUGAUAAAGCCAUUAUGGCUUGGGAUUUUGCUAGUACUGCUCUUAUGCCAGUUCAAAUUUAUCAGGAACCUUUUUCAUGUUCUUAUCUCAAACAUCAUCCAAGUGGUGAACAUUUUCUUGCUCAAUCUGCUGCUAAUUAUAUUGUCAUUUUUGAUACCCAAUUUCCAUACAAAAUGAAUAAGUGCAAAAGAUAUGGUGACCACAAAUGCUCCGGCUAUCGCGUAGGGUUUGACAUCAGUCGCGAUGGUAGAAUCAUUUAUUCUGGUGACACAGACGGUUUUCUUUUUUGUUAUGACAACUACACAUCAAAACUAUUGAAAAAAAUAAAAUGCUUUAACUCUCCAUGUGUUGAAGUUGCGUCUCAUCCAGUUCUUCCUUCUACAUUAGUUGUUGGGGCAUGGGAUGGCUCCAUUUCUAUUCUUCAAUGAUGCGCGUGACGCUAUGAUUUUUUUUUACAAAAAGUGUUAUUUAUGGCCUUGAAUUUUGUUUCAGUUACUUUGAGUCUCUUACAUAUGUAGUUUAGACUCUAGGGUAGCCAGAUUUUACCGAUUUAUAUUAGGAUUGAAAAUCUGCAAGCAAACAAUAUAUUUACUUUUUCAAUUCAUUUGUUUUGCGUUAAUUUUUUUUUACAUUGGAAUUUCUCAUUUUCUAUUGUUUUCGAUUUAAACAAAUGGGAAUAAAAAAAGUAAUAAUGUC